CGUGACUGAUUGCGGAUAAACUUCACCAUCUUCCCGACCUCUUCUUCUCGAAUGGGCCGGAGCGACUUCACCCGCCGUUCCCCAAGCAGCUCCAUGGCGCAGAUCUUCCGCAUCCGCCGCCAGUGGGCCCCGUCGGACGGCGAGAACAGGAUGUCCCUGGCGUCGUAGAAGAUGAUGUUGCCCGACGGCAUGGGAGACCUGACGGCGAAGUUCUGGUCGUGGGUUUUGAGGAACUCCCUGGCCAGUUCAGGGGACGA
Messenger RNA from Linum tenue, 257 nucleotides. The record is from the annotation of a GenBank genome assembly. Lineage: Eukaryota; Viridiplantae; Streptophyta; Magnoliopsida; Malpighiales; Linaceae.